This is a messenger RNA of Heterostelium album PN500, 1551 nucleotides long. Its product is annotated as FUN14 domain-containing protein. Gene Ontology annotation, biological process: autophagy of mitochondrion. The coding region runs from base 1 to 1551 and encodes 516 amino acids. NCBI's taxonomy places the organism in Eukaryota, Evosea, Eumycetozoa, Acytosteliales, Acytosteliaceae. The transcript has 8 exons. The record is from RefSeq and is a predicted model, not a curated record. Gene Ontology annotation, cellular component: mitochondrial outer membrane.
AUGAUAAAAUCAGUUGGUCUAUUAAAUAAUGUUUAUAAACAUGGAAGUAGAAAUAAUACUAUUUUAAGUUUCAAUACAAGAUUAAUCUUUAGAAAUCAAUAUUCUUCAUCUUCACAAAAUCAAUCGUUUAAUUUUCAAAUCAAAUCAACUGAUCAACAACAACAACAACAGCAACAAGAAAAAGGAUAUACUUUUAAUGAUCAUCAUCAUAAUAAUAAUAAUAAAAAGAGAUGGCAAGUAAAGAAUAUUUCAAUGGUUUCGAUUGUUGGUGCUGCGGUCGGUUGUUCAGGUAUCAGUUUGUGUCACGAACCAACAAGAAAUCAUAGUCACGCGACAACUGCUGUGUCGGUAGAGGAUGUCGUACGUGGUAGAACAGUGACCGAAGAGGAGUUUGAAGAGCUACAGCAGAACAAGCGAAACAAGAAGAUUGUCAAUGUUGCCGGUGCUGCUGCACUCUCUGGUUUCAUGGGAUACUCUGCUGGCUAUGCCACCAAGCGUUUGGGUCGUGUCGUCAUGUACGUAGUCGGUAUUCUCUUUAUAUUCUCACAGGUUCUCUCUUACUAUGGUUACAUCACCAUCGAUUGGAAGAAGAUCACCUUGGAUGCAUCGCCAAAGUUCACCAAAGAGAAGCGUAGAGACUACCUUCGUAGAUUCUAUUCGUUGCUCACUCAAAAUCUACCAUUUAAGAGUAACUUGGAGGUGAUAAUUUUCGCCGCAUCAGAAAAUUGGUCUUCAUCAAAAAUGAUCAAAUACCAUCAAAAUAUCUUUACGGGUUUUAUUUUUAUUCGUUUAUUAGCUAGUGAGGGGGGAUGGCUUUGGGAAGUUCCAGGUUUGGUGGUUCCAGAUGAGCUCCAUAGCAUAGUUGGUUAUUGUACUUCCCUAGUAAAGGAAGAGAUAGGAAGGGGUCACGAGUUCGAAUCUCGUUGGAGCCUUUAUAAAAUUACUUCAGUUAUGCACAGAUUCAACUUUAAUACCAUUCUUGACUCCUUACAGCUUUCAGGUGGUCAACAUUUCGAUUGGACUAUGGAAGACGCGUAUCAGUUGGUUAGAAGAAAGGACAACAUCACUACUCUCGCUUCACUUGUCUUUCAUCAAAUCUGGAAAUUCUAUUGUAAAUCCUAUUUUGGCGGUACUCCUCUCCACGAUAACAACCUACUAUCUAAUGAAUCUAUCAUAAAUGAAUCAUGUUACUUUAAUUUAGUUAUAAAAUUAUUAACAAAUCAUCCAAGAUAUUGGAAAAUAUUAACUCAUUUAUUCGAUUAUCUAAAUAGUCAGUUUAUUAGGUAUAAAAAAGAUGAUACUAACAAAGAAAAAAGACCUGGACAGAGUAAAGAUAAAAUCCCGACGUGGGCUUGGCCUCGUUCAACUCAAGUGCAUGUGCAAAAUCUUGAUGGAAGACCAGGUAGAGUACGUAUGCAAGCUGGUGGAUCCCCUGAUGAGGAUAAUGAUCUUGCACCACACCAAGAUGCUAACUUCAGUAGAUCUUUUGGUGGAGUGUACCUUAGAGUCACUAAUAUCGGUUCAACUACUCUCAAAGUUUGGACUGCAUAA